Molecule: messenger RNA, 975 nt
Organism: Monoraphidium neglectum
Lineage: Eukaryota; Viridiplantae; Chlorophyta; Chlorophyceae; Sphaeropleales; Selenastraceae
Product: asparagine synthetase-related protein
Exons: 7
Coding region: 1-975 (324 amino acids)
Source: RefSeq, a predicted model, not a curated record
AUGGUGGAUUAUCAAGCUUCAUGCGAGGAGGCCGCUUGGUUCGCGUAUGUCCAGAGGCCCGCCGCUGUGAGCUGGCUGCUGCCCCGCAAGGACAGCAAGAAGGUCGCUCGUCUCAUUUCGGCGGUGUCCGCCAGCUGGGAGGACGACAGUGACCUGCCAACAGAGUGCGGCUCCAGCUACGAGUCGCUCGUCGGCGCCGCCAGGGACGCGGGCGGCCCCGGGCUCCCGCAGCUCGCCAGGCAGGGGUCCCUCACCAACACACAGACGUUUGUGUUCCCAACAUGCGGCCUCACGGUUAAGCAGGGCGUGAUCGAGGCGGCCCCAGAGAUCUGGCGCGUCUCGCCCUUUGUGCACUGCGCCCCGGACAACAGCUGCGCCAUCGCAUUCGUCGGCAGCCUGCUCAACGUGCAGGCGAGCGGGCGCGGCAUUGGCGGCCACUCCGCGGCGGCGGCCGCCGCGCUGGCUCGGCAGGGGUCGCUCGAGCGCGGCGCGGACAUGGGGGCGCUGACGGCGGCUGUCGUGCUGGCGAUGUACCAGCAUGACAGCGAGCUCGUGCUGCUGAGCGAGCUGCAGGGCCAGUACGCGUUUGUCAUCGUCGACAGCAAGAGGGGCGCUUUUGCGGCGCGCGACGCGUCCGGCACCGAGACGCUGUUCUACCGCAUCGCGGACGACGGCAGCGCCGCGUUCGCCAGCAGCGAGGGCGCGAUACCAGAGGCGGAGCACGCCGGCGCGCCCGGCGGCGAGUGGCGAGAGCUGCCGCCGGGCCACUACGUGUGCGGCAGGACGCCCAAGCUGCACCAGUUCGCGCUCACGCCCGAGCAGCUGCAGGCGCGGCGCGGCGAGGCGCCGCGCCGCCACCACCUCGCGGGCGAGGGCGGCCGCCGCGCGUCUUUAGACUACCACGGCGGCGGCCGCCAGCCGCGCGGUUUAGAGGGCGACAUGUUUGGCUUCGCCAUGGACGGCGUCGACGGCUGA